Molecule: messenger RNA, 2882 nt
Organism: Nanorana parkeri
Lineage: Eukaryota; Metazoa; Chordata; Amphibia; Anura; Dicroglossidae
Gene: XPC
Product: XPC complex subunit, DNA damage recognition and repair factor
Exons: 16
Coding region: 1-2757 (918 amino acids)
Biological process (GO): nucleotide-excision repair; mismatch repair
Cellular component (GO): nucleotide-excision repair factor 2 complex; XPC complex; nucleus
Molecular function (GO): single-stranded DNA binding; damaged DNA binding
Source: RefSeq, a predicted model, not a curated record
AUGUUGCCGGUGACGCGCAGCGGAAGAGGCCGGGCGGUCUCCAAGGUAACCGCGCUCCCGCGAGAUAUCCAUGAGAAGGCGACUGUCUCCGAUGACGGGAAGGCGCCGGAGAAGAAAAGCAGAAGCCCGGCGCCAGGUGGCAAAGCCUCAAGAAAGUCUGUUAGAGGCGGUGGGAAGACAGGCGGGGCGAGUGCGGAGAAGAGGACGGCGAGGAAAACCAAGAAAACUGCAGACGCAGCGAUGAAAGAGGAAGACACGGAGAAAGAGAUCAAAGACCUGCUGAGUUUGGAAGGAAAAGUCUCGGUCCCGGAUGUGACAGUCAUUGAAGACAGCAGCACGGAGGACAGUGAUGAGGAAUGGCAGGAGGUGGAAGAGCUAAACGAGCCGACACUGGAGUCAUUGCAUGCCUCGACGUCCGCUGACCCGGAACCUUCCACCAAGCCGGUAGAGAUAGAAAUUGAGACUGCGGAGGCAGCAAAGGCAAGACUGAGGAGGGAGAAGAAGAAGGCGGAGUUUGCAGCUUAUCUGCGCAGAAUGAUGAACCGCUUCACCAAGGAGCUCCGCGAAGACACCCACAAGGUCCACCUCCUCUGCCUCCUGGCCAAUGGCAUUUACCGUAGCAACACCUGCAACUCACUCGAUCUCCAGGCUGUGGCGCUAUCUGUGGUUCCCGCUAAGUUUGUCAACGUUCCAGCUCCCCGAGUGGAUGUAGUGUAUCUGACCGCACUGGUGAAGUGGUUCGUAUCAACUUUCACCCUGAAUCCAGAAAUGUCAUUGGAUGAGCAGGAACCUUUGUCUGGUACCUUGGAGCGAAGAUUUGGGGUGUACGGCGUCAGAGAUGGAGAGGAAAUGGUUCAUCUUUUCCUGAUUCUCCUGCGAGCUCUGCAACUUCUGAGCCGGUUGGUGUUGUCGCUGCAGCCCAUCCCUCUGAAGGAGCUGCCUGCUAAGAUGAAACGCAAGUCUACAGAGAGGUCAGCCUCCAAAACGGCAAAUAAAUCAUCCAAACGCCGGAGACCUUCUAACGCUAAAUCAAAACCAAGGUCCAAAAAAAAGAAAAAGCUGAAGCAGGAAGAGGAAGUUUUUGGGGAAGACGAUGAAGACGAAAAAUCUGGAAAAGAAGCCAAAAAAACAAAGAAAAAGGCCAAGAGGGCCCAAGCAGAGAGUGACAAGGAGGCCAAGCCGAGAAGCCGCCCCAAAAACCAGCUUCGGAGAAAAGCGGCCUCUAAAGUUUCAUACAAGGACGAAAGUGAAAGCGAGGCGGACAGCAGCGGCUCCGAAUUCUCCUGCGCCGACAGCAGCGAGGAGGACAGCGAGUUCUCCGAAUGGGAAGGGUCCGUUGAAAGAAAAGCAAAGAAACCUAUGAGUCUUUUGGCGGACUUUGGAGAGUUGCCAUCAAAGAGCCCAGGGCAGCCCAAAGCGAAGAGCUCCCCCAAAAAACCCAGCAGCACCCAGCCAACAGGAAGAGGCAAGAUCAUAUCAACAGAUGAUGAAAUUGAGGAGAUACCACCAUCCCCCAGAGGCAGCGAUCAGUGGGUGGAAGUCUACCUGCAGAAGGAGGAGAAGUGGGUCUGCGUAGACUGCACCCACGGGACGGUCAACAAGCCAUCCAUGUGCUUCAAGGCUGCCACCAAGCCCUUCAUGUACGUGGUGGGGAUCGACAACUCGGGCCACGUUAACGACGUGACGCGUAGAUACGAUCGGGAGUGGAUGACCAGGACCCGCAAACAACGCGUCGAUCCGGAGUGGUGGGAAGAGACGCUGAGGCCUUUUAGAAACCCCGACAUGACAUGUGAAGAUCGAGAAGAAGCAGAGUUCGAAUCUAAAUUACUCGAACAGCCACUGCCAACCUCAAUCACAGAAUUUAAGAAUCACCCAUUGUAUGCCUUGAAGAGACAUCUGCUGAAAUACGAGGCUAUCUACCCAGAAUCUGCCUCCAUCCUGGGCUACUGCAGAGGGGAAGCCGUCUAUUCCAGGUCAUGUGUUCAAACCCUGCACUCCAAAGACACCUGGCUGAAGCAGGCCCGCGUGGUGCGGCUGGGAGAGGUGCCUUACAAGAUGGUGAAAGGACACUCCAACCGAGCGAGAAAAGCCCGUAUGGUGGAUCCGGAGAAGAGGGACAGCAAUGACCUUCCUCUGUUUGGCCCGUGGCAGACGGAGGAUUAUCAGCCGCCUGUCGCUGUGGACGGGAAGGUUCCCCGCAACGAGUUUGGAAACGUUUACCUGUUCAAGCCUUGCAUGUUGCCGAUCGGCUGCGUCCACCUGCAACUGCCUAACCUGCACCGCGUGGGCAGGAAGCUGGACAUCGACUGCGUCCAAGCCAUCACCGGAUUUGACUUCCACGGUGGCUACUCGCACCCUGUAACAGACGGGUACAUAGUGUGCGAGGAGCACAAGGACAUCCUGCUGGGCGCCUGGGAGAAUGAACAGGUUGAGAUCGAGCGCAAGCAGAAGGAGAAGCGGGAAACGCGAGUUUGGGGGAACUGGAAGCUGCUGAUCAAGGGGCUGCUGAUCCGCGAGAGAUUAAAAGCGCGCUAUGGGAAGACGGACGACGAUCAUCUACACGCAGCAUUAGGGCAAGUUGGAUUCUCAUCCGACGAAGAGGAAAAACCAGCAACGGAGACCCCAGCUCAGGACACCGCUGUCUCCUGGCCUCAAAACCGCCAGGCCGAGGAUCUACAGGAAGGGAAAGCUAAACGAAAGAACAGGAGGGAGAAGAAGGGGGAAGAGAAGCAUUUGUUUCCAUUUGAGAAACUCUGACAUCAGUCAUUGCUUUGAAUCCUGACAACAUGGGCGUUCUGCUUCUUUCCUGCUGCCGGGGGAACCACAAGUCCCAUCAUGGCAGACAAGCUGUGCAAUCCUUCAGCAGCUGGAGGAAUCCGGGU